Molecule: messenger RNA, 650 nt
Organism: Racocetra persica
Lineage: Eukaryota; Fungi; Glomeromycota; Glomeromycetes; Diversisporales; Gigasporaceae
Source: the annotation of a GenBank genome assembly
AUGAAACCUAUUCAACCGAACAAUUAAAAGAUUACGGAAUUAAUAUUGACCCUGCUAAAACUACUCUUUAUAAAACCGGUUCAGAAAAACAAACCCUAGCAGUCGGCUCCGAAAGUCUAACCAGUAUCCAAGAAGCAAAAGACCAACUAGAAAUGGAAAAACUGGGAGCCGCAGUAAAACUAGUAGAACUUAAAAAGACUAUCGAUGAAAAAACCAAAGAAAGAGACACUAAACAAGUUGAAAUCCAAGUUAAGGAAACCCAAAUUGACACCCUGAUUAGGGAAAUUUUGACUAAGAAGCGAGAAAAGUUGAAUUCUUAUAAUAUAAGCAAAGGCUUCGCUAAAACCACCGAGGAUAAUCAAAAUGAUGGGGAUGCUACCACAAUAAGCACAGUAGACACUGAAAACACCGCUCUAACUGCCGUUGAGGACAUCACGACUAAACUUUAUUCUUGUGAUGGUGAUUGUAAAUUAGUAGAACGCUUUUAUAGUUUUGCUUUUGUUGGCGGUGAUAGUAAAUUGGAUGCUUCUCAGGCCAUUACCCGCAUUAAGGCAGGUAAAUAUAAAGAUAAAGAUGGUAAAGAACACGAUAUCUCUUUUUACGGAGGGUUAGCCCAGUUUAAAAUUCAUUUUGAAAAUAAAGAAAAGUUG